AACAUCCGCCGCUUUCCCGCCAAACCCCUCCUCUAUUACCCUUUUCGCGCCGCAUCUUCUUCCCCAUCGCCGUCUUCCCGCCCUUCCCCUCCGUAUCCAUCCUCACCCAAACACACGUCCGCAACUCCUUCUCGCCGCCGCAGCCGUAGCCAUGUCAGGUUGGGACGAGGGAGCCGUCUUCUACAGCGACCAGGCGCAGUUCCCGCGCGGCGGCGACCCGGGCGGCGCAGAAAUCACCCGCCACUCCGCCCUCCGCAAGUUCAAGGAGUUCCUCCGCGGUUUCACCGGCCCGACCGGCGACUUCCCAUACCGUGAGAGCCUCGUGCACAACCGCGACCAUGUCACCGUCGCUAUCGAGGACCUCGACGCAUUCGAUGCCGAGCUUGCUGACAAGAUCCGGAAGGCGCCAGCCGAUUACCUGCCCUUGUUUGAGACGGCUGGGUCCGAGGUUCUGGCCAGUCUCCGGUCUAAGGUUGCCGGUGAAACCGGGGAGAUGGAGGAGCCAGUUACCGGGGAUGUGCAGAUCUUCUUGUCCUCGAAGGAGAACUGCCUUUCCAUGAGAUCUAUUGGGGCAGAUUACAUGUCAAAACUGGUGAAGAUUGCGGGCAUUGCGAUUGCUGCAUCGAGGGUGAAAGCCAAAGCCACUCAUGUUACAUUGAUAUGCAAGAACUGCAGGACUGUGCGGACGGUGCCGUGCAGGCCAGGCCUCGGUGGGGCUAUUGUCCCCCGGUCGUGUGAUCAUCUCCCUCAGCCUGGAGAAGAGCCAUGCCCACUGGACCCCUGGAUUGCAGUCCCUGAUAAGAGCAAGUAUGUGGAUCUACAGACUCUCAAAUUGCAGGAAAAUCCUGAGGAUGUUCCAACUGGUGAGCUCCCUAGGAAUGUGCUGCUUUCUGUAGACAGACACCUUGUUCAGACCAUUGUUCCGGGUACAAGGUUGACUGUGGUUGGCAUCUACAGUGUCUUCCAAGCAUCUGGCACUGCCAACCAUAAAGGUGCUGUUGGAGUUAAACAGCCCUACAUUAGAAUUGUGGGGUUGGAGCAGUCUCGAGAUGAUAACUCAAAUGGCCCCUCAAAUUUCACACUCGAUGAGGAAAUGGAGUUCAAAGAAUUUGCGCAGAGGCCAGAUGCAUAUGCCAAGAUUUGCUCAAUGAUUGGCCCUUCAAUUUAUGGACAUUCUGAUGUCAAGAAGGCUAUUGCAUGCUUGUUGUUUGGGGGAUCAAAGAAGAGGCUACCGGAUGGUGUCCGUUUGAGAGGAGACAUUCAUGCCUUGCUUUUGGGUGAUCCAUCCACAGCAAAGUCCCAGUUUCUCAAGUUUGUAGAGAAAACAGCACCAAUUGCAGUUUAUACAUCGGGAAAAGGUUCAUCUGCAGCUGGUCUUACAGCAUCUGUAACUCGGGAUAGUAACUCGCGUGAGUUUUAUUUGGAAGGAGGGGCCAUGGUACUGGCUGAUGGUGGAGUGGUUUGUAUUGAUGAAUUUGACAAAAUGAGACCUGAGGACAGAGUUGCAAUUCAUGAAGCCAUGGAGCAGCAGACCAUAUCUAUUGCCAAAGCUGGCAUUACAACAGUACUCAAUUCGAGGACCUCAGUUCUUGCAGCUGCCAAUCCAAUUUCAGGGCGGUAUGAUGACCUUAAGACUGCACAAGAUAAUAUUGAUCUGCAGACAACAAUUCUUUCUCGGUUUGAUUUAAUCUUUAUUGUUAAAGAUGUCAGAAUGUAUGAGCAGGAUAAGCGAAUAGCAAACCACAUCAUUAAGGUGCACGCUAGUGGUGCGGCAACUACAUCCAAGAACAUGGAGAUGGAUGCCAAUACCAAUGAAGGAGAGAAUUGGUUGAAAAGGUACAUUGAGUACUGCCGCAAUACUUGUAGACCACGGCUCUCAGAAAAAGCAGCAGAGAUGCUCCAGAACAAAUAUGUUGAGAUCAGACAGAAAAUGAGACAACAAUCUCAUGAGACAGGGAGAGCUGCAGCUAUACCCAUCACUGUAAGGCAGCUUGAAGCUAUUAUACGGUUGAGCGAAUCUCUUGCGAAGAUGAGAUUGACAAGUGUGGCUACACCAGAGCACAUCGAAGAGGCCUUUAGACUGUUCAAUGUCUCGACUGUUGAUGCCGCAAGAUCUGGAAUCAACGAGCAUCUGAACUUGUCACCGGAGAUUGCAAAUGAGAUCAAGCAAGCGGAAGCACAAAUAAAGAGAAGAAUGGGAAUUGGAAGUCACAUAUCUGAACGACGACUGCUCGAUGAACUAAACCGGAUGGGCAUGAACGAAUCCAUCGUGAGAAGAGCCCUUGUGAUCAUGCACCAGAGGGAUGAGGUCGAGUACAAGAGGGAGCGCCAUGUGAUCGUCCGCAAGGCUUGAGCUGAAGUGCACCGAACGGGCGGAAUUCUCCUCUGUUCAGAUCAUCUGAUGUGUGUAUAAAGUUGCUGGAAUUGCAACCUGGGUGGAGCAUAGAAGCGUACCGGCUGGUCACUGACUGUGGCUGCUGUAAUCUGCAAGAGAAGAGAAGAAAUUCCAUGCAUCAUUGGAACUGAAUCUGUAACUGCACGCUUGUACUGUAGUAAAGCUGUAGCCGUGGCACUAGAUUAUCUCGUGCCAGCGCUUGAUUGAAAUGAAGGUGUACCACACCCACACAUAGUUAGUCUACUCAUGAAUGCAAAAGAUCUGUGCCCGAAUUUAGCUACA
This is a messenger RNA of Brachypodium distachyon (stiff brome), 2677 nucleotides long. RefSeq names its product DNA replication licensing factor MCM5. Gene Ontology annotation, biological process: double-strand break repair via break-induced replication; DNA replication initiation; DNA replication. The record is from RefSeq and is a predicted model, not a curated record. Lineage: Eukaryota; Viridiplantae; Streptophyta; Magnoliopsida; Poales; Poaceae. Gene Ontology annotation, cellular component: nucleus; MCM complex. Gene Ontology annotation, molecular function: 3'-5' DNA helicase activity; single-stranded DNA binding; DNA replication origin binding. The transcript is spliced from 19 exons. Bases 152 to 2353 code for a protein of 733 amino acids.